Molecule: messenger RNA, 615 nt
Organism: Closterium sp. NIES-65
Lineage: Eukaryota; Viridiplantae; Streptophyta; Zygnematophyceae; Desmidiales; Closteriaceae
Source: the annotation of a GenBank genome assembly
AUGCCCACAACGUUUCGCGUACCUGGGAACAGGCUGACCGGAAACUUCAACACGAUGAAAUUCAGCGAGAGCGUGACGGUCAUCGACGUGUCACGCAAUUUCUUGCAGCCGUUUUCGAAUCUGCCCGCGGACAUCACUGCUCUGGACCUCGGAUUCAACAAGUUCACAGGGAGCAUUCCCCGAGGCCUCACCAGUUUACCCCAGCUUCAAUACUUGGACCUCGGGGCAAACGCUCUGACAGGCCCCAUCCCCACCUUCUGCCAGGAAGGGCAGCAGCUCUCCUUUCUUAAUCUCGCCUCCAAUGCCCUCUCCGGCCCGCCCACACCGCUCUCCUCCCCCUCCUGCUCCGCCUCCCUCGCCUCUCUCAAGCUCGCCUCCAACCGCCUCUCCGGCCCCAUCCCUGCUACAAUCAGCUCCUUUACAAACCUGGAGCGCCUGCGCCUUGACAAAAACGCUCUUACAGGAGCGAUUCCAGCCGCAGGCAUACAGCAAGUGCUGAUGGCGGGGAAUCAGCUGUCAGGGGCUGUUCCGGCCGCUCUGAGCAAGCUGAAGCGAGGGUCGUUCAAACCAGGGAACCCCGACCUGUGUGGGACACCACUGCCUGCUUAUGCUUAG